CCAAGAGGAUACAAUAUCAGGAAAGAGAAUAUAUAUUUUGAUGAAUAAUAUAUAAACAAUCCCUUUUCGAUAAAACUAUAUGAUACGAGCGUUCGCCAGUUGCACAGAGCCAUGGCUUCUUUAAGGAAUCUUUUAUUUAUAUUUUCACUAUUCGCCGAAGUCUUUUUUCGCUUAUCUUUGGCACAACAUAGAAGCAGAUUUCUAAAACCGUGUUUCGAAGAAGAUAAAGAGAGAGAAUUGGAGUUCUGUUCGGAACCUAACGCUGAUUGCUAUUUAACUGAGCCGAUGAAGAAAUCUCCCUCCGAUUUUCUACUCGUACGAAUUGAUGGACACAAGAAAGGUCACGUGCAAGAGGUUGAUCUAGAUGAAGAAAGAAACUACACUCUUAUCACAAAAGCCAUGAAGCCAUUGAUGUUUGAGAUUCCGAACUUUUUAUCACACAAAGAGUGCGACCACAUCGUAGAACUGGCCAAGAAAAAUGGCCUGCAUACCAGUAUCGCCGGAUUCAACCAUACUGUCUAUGAAGGAAAUCUAGACGAAGAACUAGCAACUGUUACGACUGAAAUUCCACCAGAAAAGUUUGAAUAUGCCAUGGACUUUUUCUUGUGGGACAGAAACGGAGAUGGAGUCAUCGACACAGAAGAGAUAAAAUAUUUCAUUGGAAGGAACAAGCUGUUAUUUCUGGACGAAGAAGAGCUCAAUAAAAUGUUUGAGAAAUUAGAUUUUGAUGGCUACAAGGAUGACCUUGAAUUGAUUUUGUUUUACUACAGAGUUAUAAAACUAACAAAGUUACCAAGAAAGCUCAUUCAAGGAGGCGAAGCUCUUCAGGUGGUUCGUUACGGUCCCUCGGGACAUUACCACGUCCAUUAUGACUCCAUGCCCGUACAUGAUGGCAAAAAAGCAGAGCUACCAUGCUGUCAUCAAAGAACAAAGGAACAGCGUAAUGCUGAAUGUCGGCUGUGUCGUUUCAUCACCAUACUGUAUUACCUUAACGAUGUUGAGGAAGGUGGAGAAACAGCCUUCAUUGUAGCAGAUAAUGCCACCUUUACUCGUGAUGUCUUAACAACGCCAAGCUCAACACGACCAAGAGAUGAUUUCAACUUGAGUCUGAACUGUCACAAGGCUAAUCUAGUGGUUGCACCCAAGAAAGGUCACGCUAUCAUGUGGUACAAUCACUUUAUCGAUGAAGACACUGGUUUACUGGGAGAAGUAGACGAGUACUCGCUUCAUGGAGGAUGUGACGUCAUCAAGGGCGAGAAAUGGAUCGCAAAUAAUUGGUUGACAGCACCCCCAUCAGGACGGGAUCAUAUUCCAAGUGUUUAUGAUAUUGGUUUUGACUAAAAAGAUAAAAUAGAUUCAAAUAUAAAAGAGAAAAUUUAAUUUCACGUGACGCCACAGCGGCCGUGUUGGUUUACCAAAACAAUACGUUUUGUAUCCUCUGCAGUGGGAAUUGAACGCUAUUUUUAUCAAAACAAUGCAGACAUUUUCUAUUGUUUGGUACACCAAUAUGGCUGCCUUCUCACGUGAGUGAAAACGUUAGAGAUUUUUAAUACUCCGCCUCCGAAUACCCUGUUGCUGAGGGCUAGAAUGUAUCCAGUAGUUUCAACAAGGUUCUGAGAAUUUUAAUGUGCAUGCUUGUACUGACAAAGUUAUUCACUAUUUACUUGUUACUUGCCUGUUGUUAUAUCUGCAUAUUUUGAAGUUAAAAUGAGGCUAACCCUGAGUAAAUGACUCUGUCAUCAAAGAUCACAGCGGUAAAAUAAGCAACUUAUAUCAAGUUAAGAACAUUAUUGUAUAACUUAAUUACCCAUAAACGAUAAAGCGCAUCGGACGUCCAACAAGUAUAUAGUUCGACGAUUUAUAUUCGGCAAAAAUAUGCAACAACAGCUGAACACUAAAAACUGCAUGUCCCAAUAAGCGUUUAUUGCUGUUAAGUAUUAUAUAAGCUUCUAUAGAAUUAUGUCUGUUACGUUUUGUACAAAUUCGAAGAAAGGCCCAAAUGCGUCUAGAGAUUUUAUAGCGAGCAGCAAUAAAAAAAGUCAUUCUUUAUA
Molecule: messenger RNA, 2051 nt
Organism: Actinia tenebrosa (Australian red waratah sea anemone)
Lineage: Eukaryota; Metazoa; Cnidaria; Anthozoa; Actiniaria; Actiniidae
Product: transmembrane prolyl 4-hydroxylase
Biological process (GO): peptidyl-proline hydroxylation to 4-hydroxy-L-proline
Cellular component (GO): endoplasmic reticulum
Molecular function (GO): iron ion binding; L-ascorbic acid binding; calcium ion binding
Source: RefSeq, a predicted model, not a curated record